Messenger RNA from Prosopis cineraria, 2954 nucleotides. RefSeq lists its product as uncharacterized. Bases 138 to 2822 code for a protein of 894 amino acids. Lineage: Eukaryota; Viridiplantae; Streptophyta; Magnoliopsida; Fabales; Fabaceae. Gene Ontology annotation, molecular function: microtubule binding. The record is from RefSeq and is a predicted model, not a curated record. The transcript is spliced from 8 exons.
ACUUCCUCCUAUCUUGGCCCCUGACUCUGAGAGUUGCCCUACUCUGAUCCUCACUUUCGAUUGUUCUUUCAGAAUCUUUCGCAUCCUUGCUUGUCUUCGCUGGUUAAGCGCGUUUCAGAUCGAUCAUAUUUUCUGAAAUGCAGGGUUCUCAAAGACAGAAGGAUGUUCAAGAUCGGCGACUUAGCAUUAUCGACGUCUUGUCGGCCGACGAUUCGCUUCUUGAUCCCCUUUCGGGGAAUCCCGACAAUCAAGAUUCGGUUCACCUUUCCGAAAACCAAGAGCAUGCAGAGCUGUUAGACACUCCAAACUCAAAAAAGUUCGAGGACGCAGUAAGCAAACUUGAAGAGUGGGAGCAGGAGCCCCGGCCAAAUGAAACCUUUGAAAUGGGAAAGGCAAAGAAAAACAAGUGCAAUUUGCGUAAAAGUUUAGCUUGGGAUAGUGCUUUUUUCACAAGCGCUGGUGUUUUGGAUCCUGAGGAGUUGUCCAGCAUAAUUGAAGGUGCAGAGAAGGAUGAAAAGCAUGCACUACCGGGAAUUAAAGAGGACUUAUACAUGUCUUGUGAUUCCAUCUCUACGUUAGAAAGUGAUAGCUUGACGCUGGAAAGUCUAGAGGUUGAUUUAUUCGAGGAUAUAAGAGCUUCAAUUCAGAAAUCAGGCAAGAUGUCUGAGGUGGCAUCUGGAAACAGCAAACUGACGUCAGGCGUAGCAGGGUCCCAGACCGAUGACUGUAAACGGCCAUUACCAGGAAUUAAAGAGGAUGUGCACAAGUCGUGUGAGUCCGUCUCUGCGUUAGAAAGCGAUAGCUUGACUCUAGAAAGUAUAGAGGCUAAUUUAUUUGACGAAGUAAGAGCUUCAAUUCAGAAAUCCAGCGAAACUUCCGAUGUGGCGAUUAGAAAUAGCCAAGUGUCAUCCGGUGUUGUAGGACUCCAGACUGUUGACUUGAUAAAAACGACUUGCAUGGCUUCUGGAAACAAGUUGAAAGCCUCAUCUUCUAAGAAUCCAAGUACCACCAGCGUGCAACUAUUGGGAAAAAUGACCAAGAAUCCUGUGCGUCCCCCAGUUUCACAGAAGCUCAGUGCCAGGAGGGGAGAGCCAUCUACUGCAAAGCAACCUAAAUUACCUGCCAAGGCAACUCCACGUUUAACAAUGUCAACAAAGAGAGCCUCUCUUGGUGGUCUGCAUGUUGGAAGUGAAAAGGAAAAAACAAAACGAGUUGGUGGAAAUGUGUGUUCAGUGCCAAAAGCACCCACCAUUGGGGGCUCUGGAGGUAUCGUGCCUAAGACCGCAGUAGCAUCCAAAUCUUCCUCAGCUCCAUCAGUAGCAACCAAGAAAAAAUCAAGACCCACAUCUUCUGGUAGCAAUUCAUCUGGUAAUAUCAGUAAAUCUCCUUUGAAUUCCAUCAGCAGAAAGGUUGGUGCUGGCACCAUUAAGCCACCCGCAUCUGGCUCAGUUGUCAGGACACCAUCAAAAAUUGCUCCAAGAAAUAAAGCCAACUCUGGGAAUCAUAGCUUCUCAGGCUUGAUGUCUGUCACCAAGCUCUCUUCUAGCAUUUCACCUGCUAGCUCUAUCAGUGACCGGUCUUCAGAGUCUUCAUCAUCAACUUGUAUGAGUAAAAAUAGGUCUAAUAGCUCAAGGACUAGCAGUGAUAGUAGCUCUUGCAGGAAGGUCUUCUCAGACACUGAUGCGCGACAAGCUUCAAGUUCUCUAAAUUCUCCAAGUGAUUCAAGCUUAGAGGGGCAGGAGAGUCAGUUGACUGGGUCUGCCAGUCAGUGUGCAAGGUCCAUUUCUGCAGGAACAGUCCUUCCAUCAGCUCCCAUGAAACCAACGGGCCUUCGAAUGCCUUCACCAAAGAUUGGCUUUUUUGAUGGGAUGAAAUCGUCAGGGUGCACCCCUCGUGGGGGAAUGCAGCCACACUCUGUUGUACCUCGUGGCUUGCCCUAUGGAAGUAGUGUUGGUCCAAGUGAAGGCCAAAACAAAGCAAAGCUUGGAAAAGUUCAGUCAGCUAGAUCCAACGUGUCAAUAAAAAACGCACAACUCAAUAACCGGCAAACUUCACAAGCAAAUCCCGUUCAUGAUGAUAUGACGCCUAGCGCUUUGCAGAAUGUUGAAAGCUCUUCUGAGAUAUCCGUGGAAGUUCCAAACAAGACUUUCCUUGAAAGCACAACCAGAAACAUGAGUAACAACAUGACUGAAGGACGUCCCGUAGGAAUGCAAGAUCUCAAUCUUGGUAUGGUACAGAAAAAUGGAACUGCUGAUGAAAAGCCUAAUAAAAGUGAUUCAAGUUCUACUUGUGAUGUUGAAAAUUCAUCUCGUGUGAUUGUUGGGAAAGGCCUUAAAUGUGGCGAAUCUGAUCUCCCAAAGGUUGAAGGUCCGGUACUUCAUGAAGCGAUGAAAACCAAGGAAGCAAUGGACAUUUCCAUGGAUAAAUUGAGUCCAGAAGGUACUGGUAACAUGCCUUCAUUGAAUAGACCAGACAACAAUAUUAUGGUUGGAGACCAUAAUCCUAAGAAUUCAAUUGCUACGGAAAUUAAUAGUUUGAACCGUCAACUUGGAGUUAUGGAUAUAAAUUCGAAGAUACAGAAAAACUUCGAUAGUCAUUCUCUUUCUUGCUCUCAGUCAGACGUCAACUCCCAAGAUAAUCUUAAUGUUGUGGAGUUGUCUAGUCGCAAGGAUCUAUAUUCACCAGCUCACACAAGGAAACCCUUUGCUGUCAAAGAAUCCUUUUGCAAUAUGGAUGGCUUGGUCAGAGUUUCUGCAGAAUCGUCAGUUGCAGAGGUAAAAUCAAACUUGUCCUUGCCACAGAGCAUGAGCAAAGAGAACUGAGGUUGCCUCGAAAAGUUUGGCUAUUGAUUCUUUAGAUUUUCUGUUUUGUGCGAAAAAUGAAAUUAUUGAAGUCUUGAUUCUAAUUUGACUUAUCAUAUUCAGGCUAUUGAUUAGAAGAAUUAUCAUUCCGAA